GCCUAAUUGUGCUCUACCCCUUCAUGAAACGUGUGACCUACUGGCCACAGCUAAUGCUUGGCUUCACCUUCAACUGGGGUGCUCUCCUCGGCUGGGCGUCAGUCCGUGGCACGUGUGACUGGGCGGUCUGCUUGCCCUUGUAUGCUGCUGGUGUGGCAUGGACGCUUAUCUAUGACACUAUAUAUGCACAUCAGGACAAAUAUGAUGAUGCCAUCAUUGGUAUUAAAUCAACAGCUCUGAAGUUUGGUGACCAAACUUGGAAAUGGCUGAGUGGAUUUGGCCUCACAUUUGUGUCAUCUCUAUUAUUAACUGGCUAUAAUGCUCAGUUAGCAUGGCCAUAUUAUUCUGCAGUUGCUGCAGUAGCAUUUCAUGUCACAAAUCAGGUACGAACUCUUGAUAUCAACAACCCAGGAGACUGUGGAGACAAAUUUAGAGCAAAUCGUCAUUUAGGUUUGCUUUUGUUUGCAGGUAUAGUUGGAGGAACUUUACUGAAAUCUGAUGAGGAAAAUCCACAAAGUUUAGAGCUGAAUCCAAUAUGUAAUGAAUUAUAGGGAUAUGUGAGCUGUGAUUAUGUAGAGCCUUUGAUUAUAUAUUAGACAUCUAGUCAAGAGGUAUUAUUACUGAAAAAUUGUUGAUUCAAGCCUAAGAUUUGUAAAUACAAUUUUUAAAUAUAUGA
This is a messenger RNA of Penaeus vannamei (Pacific white shrimp), 676 nucleotides long. NCBI's taxonomy places the organism in Eukaryota, Metazoa, Arthropoda, Malacostraca, Decapoda, Penaeidae. The record is from RefSeq and is a predicted model, not a curated record.